AUGUUUUUUAGCGAAACUCUCUUACCAGAGCCUUCUCAAACUGAACAAAAACCAAAUAUUUGGUCAGAGCCCUCUUCGUCGUCUUCUAAAUUUAGUAAUAAUAAAUCACGAAGACACAAGCAUCCACGUAAAAAACAACGAACGAAUUCUCAAGAUUAUGCAGACUUAUUAGUAUUUG
Funneliformis caledonium is the source of this 178-nucleotide messenger RNA. Lineage: Eukaryota; Fungi; Glomeromycota; Glomeromycetes; Glomerales; Glomeraceae. The record is from the annotation of a GenBank genome assembly.